Messenger RNA from Nerophis lumbriciformis (worm pipefish), 1593 nucleotides. NCBI's taxonomy places the organism in Eukaryota, Metazoa, Chordata, Actinopteri, Syngnathiformes, Syngnathidae. The record is from RefSeq and is a predicted model, not a curated record.
UGCCUACAGAGCAGCAUGUGGGCUUGGAGAACAAAGAAGGAAAAGCCUGUUCGUAAAAGAAAAACAAAAGCUUAAAACAAAGCAAGCAACUGGAAAAACCAAAACCAAAGAGACUCCUCAGUUCCUGGUCACGCGCAACUGAUUUACCAAGAAGAAUUAAUGUUCUAAAAGUUUAGAACACUUCAACUGAUGCCAUGGACUACUGGACAAAAGACAUUUAUAGUUGAGGCCUAUUUUCAGCUGAAUUCUAUCCACGCGGCUCAAUUGCAAUUCAAAGAACGGUUUGGAUGUCGUGAAUUUCCUGCCCACACAAUGAUCUACAGAAGGGUCAACAAGUUCCGAACCCAUGGGACUGUUAAUAACCUCAACCGUAAAGAUACUAACAGACAAUCACACUCUGGACGACCGAAAUCAUCAAGGACACCACAGAACGUUGACGCAGUCAGAGACUCUGUUGUUCGCAGCCCACGCAAGUCUGUGUGUCGACGAAGUCAGGAGCUUGGAAUGAACCGGGAGUCUGUGCGGAGAAUUUUCAUCGCAGAUCUUGACCUCUAUCCUUACAGGAUACAGAUUAAACAAAAGCUUACACCUGCCGACAUGUGGAAACGAGUGAUCAUGUGCCAGUGGUUUUGCGAUAAGAUUGACGCUGCGCCAGACUUCCUUGACAAUGUCUGGUUUUCGGAUGAGGCACAUUUUCUGCUGUCAGGUCAUGUGAACUCUAAGAACAACAUCUUCUGGGGUAGCACACCCCCUGAGUACUGUCUGCAAAGGCCAUUACACUCUGUCAAGUGCACUGCAUGGGUCGCCGUCUCCAAACAUGGCAUCAUUGGACCAUUCUGGUUCGAGGACGACAACGAGCGGUUUGUGACAAUCAACACCGAGCAAUAUGUUCAGGUGCUUGGCAAAUUCUGGACAGCACUUGGUCGACGAAGAUGGGUCGUCAGGGACCUCCAGUGGUUCCAGCAGGAUGGUACCACCCCCCCACACCUCAAACGAAUCAUUGGCAUGGCUACAGCAUCGUUUCCCUGACAGACUGAUCAGCCGCAGGUGUGACCCGGAGUGGUCGCCGCAUUCACCGGACUUGAACGCCCCAGAUUUUUACCUGUGGGGAUACCUUAAGGACAGGGUGUAUGGGAACAACCCCCAGACUAUCCCUGAUCUGAAGGCAACAACCACAGCAGCAAUAAGAGCGAUCCCAAGGGAAGAAUGUGGGAGGGUCAUCGAGAACUUUGCCCGCCAGAUCCAAAUGUGCUUGCAGCAACGGGGAGCUCAUUUAGAGCACAUUUUUUGAGCGCCAGUUAAACAAAGAGUUUUUGUGGUACAGACUUGAAACUUUAGAGAUGUCUGCUUCAUAGACUUAACCUAAUGUAGCUGAAUUUUUGUGUUAAUCUAAAUACAAUUUUGGAAGUUAAUCGAUUUUUAUUGAUGAACGUUUUUUUGUGUCACCCUGUAUGUUCCUUAGCUGGGCCGGCUCCUGGCAUAAACACUCUAUGCGGUUGUUUAGAACCACAACCACCAGUGGUCAGAAAGACACUGGCCACGUUUAAGUAAAAUUAAAUGUGAACUGUCCAGUACCAGCGUCAUGAGCGGACC